AUGGGUUCUAUUGCUGUCUCUCAGGAUAGCCCCCCUCAGGAUGUGCUCAAGCCAGCCAAGCAACAGGCAGCGCAGCCACCCGCUUACAACGGCCUUGACAUCAUCAACAUCCAGCGUGUUGCGGUUGAAACAAACUUGAAAGACGACAUCAUUUCCAUGUGGAACCCCAAAAACGGACCCCGGAAGCUGCCUACCCUACUUCUGUAUAACGAACGGGGCUUGCAGUUGUUCGAAGAGAUCACUUAUCUGGACGAAUACUACCUGACCAACAACGAGAUCGAGGUUCUCGAGAAAUAUUCGAAUGAGAUUGCGCAGAAUAUUUCGCCGGAUUCCAUGGUCAUUGAGUUGGGGAGUGGCAACCUUCGCAAAGUCUGUUUGUUGCUGCAAGCCUUCGAAAAUGCCGGCAAGAACGUCGACUAUUACGCACUUGAUCUUUCCAGAGAGGAACUGGAGCGCACACUGGCCCAAGUGCCCAAGUUUCGUCACGUCAGAUGCCACGGACUGCUUGGUACCUACGACGAUGGCCGGGAAUGGCUGAAAAAGCCCGUCAAUCUAGCUCGAACCAAGUGCAUUUUGAGCUUAGGAUCUAGCAUCGGAAACUUCGAGCGCGACGAUGCGGCAGGCUUCCUCAAAUACUUCAGCGAUGUCCUCACGCCAUCGGACAAAUUGCUGAUUGGGCUGGAUGGUUGCUGCGACCCGUCCAAGCUGACAUACAUAAAAACAGACAAGAAAGGGGUGACCCAUGCUUUUAUUCUGAACGGCCUCGCCAACGCCAAUGAGAUACUUGGCGAGCAGGCGUUCAACCUUAGCGACUGGGAGGUUAUCGGCGAGUACGUGUACGAUGAAGAGGGCGGGCGUCAUCAGGCUUUCUACUCGCCUGUUCGAGACACAUACGUUAUGGGCGCUCUGGUGAAGCAGCACGAACGCAUCCAGGUGGAGCAGAGCCUGAAGUAUUCCCAACUGGGAGCCGAGAACCUGUGGAACUUGGCUGGCCUAGUCGAGACAAACUGCUGGGUCAAGGGAGACGAGCACGGACUGCACAUGAUCGCGAAGAGAAAGAUGCCUUUCUGCCUCCUCCCCGACCUGUAUGCCUCGUCGCCGUGUCCGACUUUGGACGAUUGGUCGGCGCUGUGGACAGCAUGGGAUGCUGUCACGCAGAAGAUGCUUCCUAAAGAAGAACUGCUGGACAAACCAAUCAAGCUCCGCAACGCUUGCGUCUUUUAUCUUGGCCACAUCCCGGGCUUCCUGGAUAUACAACUGACCAAGACAACCAAGACACUCCCAACCGAGCCAGCUGGCUUCCAGCCCAUGUUCGAGAGAGGCAUCGAUCCCGACGUCGACAACCCCGAAAAAUGCCACUCUCACUCGGAGAUUCCCGACGAGUGGCCUCCUGUGGAACAGAUUCUCGAGUACCAGCAGCGUGUACGCUCGAGGCUGCAGGACCAGUACAGGAACGGAGUCGACAAAAUCCCCAGAGCCAUCGCUCAAGGUAUCUGGGUGGGAUUUGAGCAUGAGAUUAUGCACAUGGAGACGUUGCUCUACAUGAUGCUCCAGAGCAACAAGACUAUUCCGCCGCCUGAUGUUCAUCAACCGGACUUCAGGCGUCUGGCUGACAAAGCCCGUCAGGCGCGUGUACCUAACGAAUGGCACGAUGUGCCCGCCCAGUCUAUCACUCUGGGAAUGGACGAGCCUGAUCUCAACGCCGGUAUCAACGGGUACUUUGGAUGGGAUAAUGAGAGGCCAACGAGAAAGGUGGAGGUUCAUGCAUUCCAAGCCAAGGGUCGGCCUAUCACCAACGAGGAGUAUGCACAAUACAUGUUUGAGAACCACAUCAAGAAGGUGCCUGCCUCGUGGGCUCCUACAGAAUCCAACACCAAGGAUGUCGACGCCAAUGGCCAGGUGUAUCUGACCGACGGAUACACGGAUGGAAACACCAACGGCCAUGUCAAUGGACACACAAACGGUGCCAGCAAUGGAUAUAAGAAUGGCCACCAAAACGAACAGGCUGCCCUUCCUGAACAUUUCCUCGACGGCAUUUCUGUUCGCACCGUUCACGGACUGGUGCCGCUGAAGUUCGCACUAGACUGGCCCAUCUUCGCCUCGCACGAUGAGCUCUCUGGCUGUGCUGCGUGGAUGGGUGGUCGAAUCCCGACAUUUGAAGAGGUCCGGAGCAUUUACAACUACGUUCACAACUCAAAGAGGAUGGAGGCUGAACGCACGCUCGGAAGAACGGUCCCAGCAGUCAAUGGGCACCUAUCAAAUGAUGGAGUCGAGGAGACGCCACCAUAUACUGGCUCUCUUGAGGCCGAGAAGGCUCGUUCGGAGCUCUUCGUCGACCUCGACGGCGCCAAUGUUGGAUUCCAGCAUUGGCACCCCGUCCCCGUGACGGCCAACGGCGGCCGUCUCGCGGGCCAAGGUGAGCUUGGCGGUGUCUGGGAAUGGACCAGCUCGCCCCUCGCUCGGCAUGAGGGCUUCGAGCCGAUGCCUCUGUACCCUCAGUACACAUCCGACUUCUUCGACGGCAAGCACAACAUUGUCCUCGGAGGAUCUUGGGCGACGCACCCCCGCAUCGCCGGACGACGAUCGUUUGUCAACUGGUACCAACACAAUUACCCCUUUGCCUGGUGCGGAGCCAGACUCGUGAGGGACAUGAACUAA
Messenger RNA from Colletotrichum graminicola M1.001, 2658 nucleotides. RefSeq lists its product as uncharacterized. The record is from RefSeq and is a predicted model, not a curated record. Lineage: Eukaryota; Fungi; Ascomycota; Sordariomycetes; Glomerellales; Glomerellaceae. The transcript has 12 exons. Bases 1 to 2658 code for a protein of 885 amino acids.